Messenger RNA from Salvia splendens (bonfire salvia), 1033 nucleotides. RefSeq lists its product as uncharacterized. The record is from RefSeq and is a predicted model, not a curated record. The coding region runs from base 37 to 825 and encodes 262 amino acids. Lineage: Eukaryota; Viridiplantae; Streptophyta; Magnoliopsida; Lamiales; Lamiaceae. The transcript has a single exon.
ACCAAAAAAAAUCAAUAUUUUAUAAAAGAAAAAAAAAUGGAUCGAACUGGAGGGUGCUGUAUAGCGCGGUACGCCGGGGGUGCAUACGAUAUCUCUAAGGUGGAUACGAUAAUGCGGAGGUUUCGUCCAAUCGCUCCGAAACCGGCUUCCACCAACGGAUCUGUUUCCGGCGGCGGAAGCUCCAGCUCUGCCUCUCCGGAGAGCAGCGGAGCGGCUUCUGUGAAGACCGGACGCCGCAAGAGGAGGCAUGCCGCUGUGAGCUGUGGUCGGAAGAAGAGGAGGUGUUCGCCUGAGAAGAAGGAGAUCAAGACGCUGCCGCUGCUGCCGGAGGCGCCGGUGGUGAGAGAGUCGGCGGCGGUGGUAUCGAAGCCGAAGUAUCCUCAGUGGCUGAGCUUCGAGAACGGGGGGCGGGAGGUGGAGCGGAGGGUGGUGGCAGCGUCGUGGGUGAAGGUCGAAUGCGUGACGGACACGUGGAUGGCGGAUUUGUAUCCGUACGGGGAUGGGGAGAGGGUGAGGAGGCUGGAGGGUGACGCGUGUCCGGGUUUCGUGACGGACGGGUUGAGGAGGGUGAGGUGGACGAACCCGGCGUACAGGCGGAUGGCGGCGGGGGAGGAGGAGGGGGAGGUGGCGGCGUGGGUGGUGGUGGAGGAGGGGGUGGCGCUGCCGGCGCUGUGCGCGGGGUUCACGUGCAAGGUGAGGGUGGUCACGUGCGGGAACGAGAAGGCGUCCAAAACGGUGCCGUGCGACGUGUGGAGAAUGGAGUGUGGAGGGUUUGCAUGGAGGCUCGAUACCGCGGCGGCGCUCUCGCUAUGGAUCGGUAAUUAGGUUGAUUAACCCGGAUUAGCAUCUUCUUAAUCUCUAAGAGUUGUCUUCUUUCUCAUAACCAUCGCUUCUUGUAAAUUGUAAAUUGUAAAUAGUUCUUUUCUUUUGGUUCUUUUUUUUGUUUCAGUACCCCUUUCUUUGUCUCCGGAUCAAUUAUAUGACAUGAAAUCGUGCUUUUUAUUAUACUGUAUGUCCUAAUGUCGAACUACCA